Molecule: messenger RNA, 2697 nt
Organism: Exserohilum turcica Et28A
Lineage: Eukaryota; Fungi; Ascomycota; Dothideomycetes; Pleosporales; Pleosporaceae
Exons: 3
Source: RefSeq, a predicted model, not a curated record
CCACAUCCUGGCUGCGGCGACACCCCGAUUGGCUUUACUGUCGUUACUGCUCCCCCGGGUAAAGGAAAAUUCCGGGGCCGAGACUUUUUCAAAUUAAGUCGCAUUGAGUUGCGAUGCGAAAUUGCGCCUGGUCAAUUUAUUGUAAUAGAGCCACGAGAGGACACUGCCCCAGAUUUAUCAGCACCCGAGGACUCUCCAAGUCCUUCUUCCUUGAAUCACACUCCUAAGCCAUCAUCUACGAGCGAAGCCAUGGAGGUUGUCUCAGCCACGCCGUCGUUGCACCAGUCUGCGUAUUCUCGCGCCCAGCUGGGCAAGCCAUACGAGCCUGACCACACGCCCAGGCCGUCUUUGUAUCCCAUCGAUGCUGAUAGACAAUCGUUCAAAACACUCCCAUCAAUACAUUCCCCUCCAGUGCUCAGUCCCUUGCAAAGCACUGCCCGGAUAGCCCUCGGCCAAACACCCUCAUGCUCCCCUCCCGCCCCCGAGUCGAGGCGUGAGAGCCUGGCUCCUCCCCAUCAGGAUCCCGCCGUCUCCCCCAAGGAUGCUUCGCGUGUGCUGCCUCAGCCUGCCAUGCCUCGCUCGCGGUCUUUUCCCGAGAUUACGCAGACGGUCGUCGCCCAUCACUACCCCCGUGCGCCUAGCACCGUUGGCAUUGACGCUGUUGAGCGUUUGCAGACGCAGAUUUCCCAGAACAGCGGGGCUCUGGCAGCACACACUCGCGAUAUACGGCGUUGCGAGGAGUCUUUUCUGCAUCUCGAGGACACGCUUCGCCGUGAAUUCCAGACGCAGCUAUCCCGUCACAGCGUCGAAAUGCACAGAGUGGAAGAGUCUGUAGCACGACUGCAGCACGACAUGCAGGCCAUGCGCUAUGCAAUGGAAUCCCUGACCCGAGAUUUGAAAGCAGCCCGAAUGAACAAGGAACCUCACACUGCGGCUUUCGCUCCACGCCUACCGUCAGGCGCCCAAGACUCGGCCAUCGAACUCAUGGCGCAACAAAUUGCCGCCAUGUCUCACAAGACGAGCGAAGUCGACAACAUGAAGCUCCACAUGGAAAUCAUGAAGAACAAAAUCUAUCAGCUCGAAGAAAAGGCCACAGCUGCCCAGUCACAGCCACCACCACAUGCACACCAAACUCCACGAGAGCCGCCAGUGCAACCGGCUCAAACGCCACAUAGUGCGGCGCUUUCUUACCACACUACCCCAACCCUGUCACACAGCGAGCCAUCUCAGCCAGUUUCAAGUGCCCCGCACCACCAGCUGUCGCUCGGAGCACCUCCGCUCAAGACUGUCUCGGAGGCCACACCGAGGACCGAGCCUGGAGCUGCUCAAAGCAAUGGAUGGGCUGCGAUUAAUGCCGGCGUGAAGCGGACUUCGCACAGCAGCAUGGACAGCCCUAAAGAGACCGCGUCCUAUGGGCCCCACUCUCCCAAGCGCCAAAAGCUGGGCGAGCCUGAACCCUACCCAAGCAAUGGAUACACAGCUUCGCACCCCCCUGUCAAUCGGGCGGAAGCCGACAGGGCUGAUGCCCGGUUUUCAACGCCCGCACGGGCUAUGCCGUCUCCAAGCACAGUGCCAGAAUCAAUCGUCGUGUCACAACCACAACAAGUCGUCUAUGCUACACGUCCGCAAGACGGACCCGUUGACGAUGUUUGGCGGUCUACGCAGCAGCCUAUCGGGUAUCGACCUCGAGGACGGGGACGUGGCGGAGGAGGACCGGGCAGCCGGGGUGGUAGAGUCCAAAAGAGCAUGAUGGGUUCAGGCCAUGCCCCCUAUGGAGCGUCCGACUGGGAAACAGAAAGCAUUCCUGGCUCCCAGGCCAGUCCCGAAGACUUGCAAAGACGAGGCAGCAUCGCACGUCGAGGCAAUGGCGGCAGUGGCGGACGUGGAGGGUUUACACCCAACGAUCGUGCUGCCAGUCUAGGUCUGCAGGGUGUCACUGCCGGUGUCAACUUCGGUCCGGCGGGCGAGACCUAUGGCUCUACGAAGAAGACUCGGACCAAACCCGUGCGCAAUGCCGAUGGCAUUCUCAUCCGAAAAGACGGCCGUCCAGACAUGCGUUCGCAGUCGUCGGCCGCCAAUCUCCGCAAAGUCCACGCACGCAAAGAGGGCGAAUCUAGCCACUCGCCAACACCUACAGCAAGCCUUCAAUACGCUGCUUCAGCUGACAAGCACAAUGCCAUCAUGGGCAAGAUCUUCCCCGCGGGCCUUGAUGCCUCGCGGAAACAGCACGACUAUGUCCGUCAAGUAUUUUCAGAAGACGAUGACCACGCCGCCCACUCUCGAUCACACAACCACCGCAAGCCAUCGAGUCAAGUCAAGAAGGAGCAGGUUGAAGGCGACGCACAAAGCAGCAGUGGUAGCCACAGUGCCGCCAGCAGCCCACAACAACAGCACGAUGGAGACACAGACCGGGACGAUGACGACGACGACGAGGCCACCGACGACGCGUCCCAGACGUCUGAAGAACCAAAGACAAAGCAAAUGGGUGUGGAUUCUCCCCAGGGUCCUCGUGAGGAUUCAGAGAGGCCUGCUUCACGAAUGCGGGAUCAGCCUACUACUCCCGCUACGCAGCCAGCGGCAGAUGGCGACACGACCAUGACCGAGUUGGAGACGGAGACCGAGGACGCCGAGUCUACCAUUGUCGUCACCACUACUACUGCUACUACUGCAGUCUCUGCACCUGCUCAAACCCAAUAG